AAUCCAAGACACGACCUUUACACAAAAGCCCCAAAUCGUCCCAACGACCACCGUAUCUUUUGCCCCAAAUUCGCCGUCGCCGAUUCUCUCUCUCUCUCUCUCUGCAGAUAUUCGAGAACUAAUAAUCAGAUUCUCCGCCAUCGGUUCUUGAUUUUGGGGUGUAACAACAAUAUUCCAAGUAUUUUAGGGUGCAUCGAGGAUGGGAGAACAAGACCCUGAAGCCCACCGAGCAAAGAUCCUGAUCGAGUUCAUGAAGUCGAAGCCCCAAAUGUUUCAAGGGUUGGAAAAACCUAAAGUUGCUAGGAGAUGGUUGAAAGAGAUCAAAAAGAAGUUUGACGCUUUUGAAGUUCCUAAAGAAUAUCGAAUUGGCUUUACCACUUAUCUGUUCGAAGGGUUGGCUGAGAAUUGGUGGGACUCGGUGGUGGAUGCUUAUGACGUAUCAGACCUCUCCUGGGGUCAGUUUUCAAGAUUAUUUCGAAAGAACUAUAGACGCCAAGGUAGCUCUUCGAGACGCAGCAAAAGGGAUCAGAGUCGAGUGUGUUCUAAUUGUGGACUAACAGGUCACAGGAAACGGAACUGCCCCCGUAGGCAGCAACGUUCUUGGGGUGCUCAUACUAGCCAGACACAGCCAGCUUCAUAUCUGAAUGGAUCGACUUCUUUCGCAUCUGCCUCACAGCCUCCUGGGCUCCUACCUAAGUAUUACCUGAAUCCCGGGAGUUCCUUCCCAUCUGCCUCACAGCCACACGGGCUCCUACGUCAAUAUUACCAUCAGAAGUGAUCACAAAGACUUGGGAUUUGAGCAGCACCAAAAUGCGUCUCUGACUCUGCAAGCAUCACGAGAGUGGGGGAAAUUUCUCUCAAAUUGGAGGUUCUAGUUUCUGCGGCGGUAAGAAGAAAUGGAUGAGGGAGGCAAAGGCAGCUUCGCAGUUAUAAAAGCAGCACAUGAGCCUUAUAUUGAUAACACUAGUGGUGGAUGGUAAGAUGGGGUUGUAACAUUUUGAACGCCACAUUUUUUAAAACUGAGACUGCAAAUUUGUUUAAUCUCACAGAAAAAGAAAAAGAAAAAAAAAACAAGGGGAUUGUGUUGAUGGAGGUUAUAAUAUCUAUUCUGUGUCAGUUGGCUUUUUGAAUUUAAA
Molecule: messenger RNA, 1136 nt
Organism: Morus notabilis
Lineage: Eukaryota; Viridiplantae; Streptophyta; Magnoliopsida; Rosales; Moraceae
Exons: 2
Coding region: 200-778 (192 amino acids)
Molecular function (GO): zinc ion binding; nucleic acid binding
Source: RefSeq, a predicted model, not a curated record